CCCCUCCCACGAGUCCCCAAAAAAGGGUUUACCCUAACUUCUCACACCGACCCCUGCGGCGGUGCGGCCCUGCCACCGACCCCUGCGGCGGUCGCCCUCUUCCCUUCCGGCCGGUCGCCGAACGCCAUCGCGGAAGCCCUCCUCUUCAGAAAUCGAAGAUCGAAGAUCGGGUUCUUCACUCUUCAGAAAUCGAAACCCUCCUCGUCGCCUCUUCCUCUUCCGCUUCCGCUUCCGCUUCCGCUUCCGCUAUCCAACGGUAGAUCAGUAAUCGACUGGUUCUUUACAAACCAGACGAAUCUUCCGGACCAGCUUGACUGAGAGAGCACUGAGCCACCGGGUUCUGAAGCCUUAAACCCCGAGGCCGAGAGCAAUAAACCCCGAGGCCGAAAGCAAUAACGAGAGGGAGGAAGGCGGCUCUUCGUCGAAGAUGCCCUCGAAAGGCAAGAAGCCGGCCAGAACUUCUGCAGCCGGCGAAGCUGCCGCUUCCCCAAUCUCUCGAUCUUCUUCCCAACAGCAGGAGAACGGCGACGUCGUGGAAUCCCUCCGCCGCCGAGUCCACUCCGCUGCCGCCGCCGAGUACCCUGCCCUCAUCGCCGAGGCCUCUUUCCUCGGCACGAUCUCCGAAGUCGAGCCUUCCAAUUCCAAAAGCAGCCACGCUAGGGUUUGGCUCUCCGAGGCUGCCGCGCUCUCCUCCGCCCUCCGCCCCGGCUCCCUCGUCGCGGUUUCACUUGUUUCCUCAGUCAAUAAUCCGUCAGACGGCCUUCCGCUCGAGAGCUUAGUAGAGAAUUGUGGUAGACAGCUUGGUCUCGACUUCAGGACUGGUGGCAAGAACGAACCAGGGAGGUACUUCGCAAUAGCCAUGGUUUUCACCUCGCGUAAGGUUUUCAAGAACGGCGUGAGGCUGUCAUGGGGCCUUUCCUGCGCGAUGGGAUUUCCUUCGUUGGGCAGGCUGGUAUUCAUCUGUCCUCUGGCUCUGUCUCAGCCUACGGACAAGCUCGAUAGCAGUACAAAUUUAUUGACAGUGCAUGCGUGCAACGAUCUUUACCUUAAUCUGAUUCCGAUAAAAUUUCGCUCUUCUAUUAUUGCUUCAUCAGAUCCCGCCUCCACACCAGUUGGAAAAGGAAAUGCUAUAGCCUCACUGAAGACUCCUUCACAAUCAUCACACUCGAGCGGGCCCAAUGAUUUUGUACAGAAUGCAGAUCCUUCGCGUUUCUUGGAUGUCUCUGCUGCAAAGUUGGUACUUGCAGAUGAGAAGGUUAAGGAGCUUUUGCAGAUUUAUGCUUCUCGGUGGCUCCAUGGUCGGCAUUUUCUGCAGGGAAAUAUAGUAGUCAUCACAGUUCUUGGGCAGCAUUGUGUUUUCCUGGUAGAAGGUGUGGAAUUUGCACUGGCUGAACAGGGUUCGACAUCAGCUAAAGAUAGUUCUUGUUAUCAGGAGAUUAAGAUCUCCAGUAAUUUGGGUCAAGGGCUUGAUAUUUUCGUGGUUGACGCUAGGACAAAAGUGCAUUUCUCUGGUUCUAGCUUCUUGGAUGGGGGGGAAUCAACCAAAAUUAGCUUGCCGCUGGGCCAUGUUUCAUAUUACCAUAUUAUUGAUGAGCAAGCUGGCGAUGUUCCAAGAUUGGGUGGCUUAUCUAAAGAAUUUGUGGCAUUGAAAGAAAUCAUUUCUUCGUCAGUGAAUAGUGAUAAUGCUUUACGAAGGUUCAAAGGAGUGCUUCUUCACGGCCCGCCUGGCACAGGAAAGACAUCUCUUGCUAUUUCUUGUGCCCAUGAGGCUGGAGCCAAACUUUUCUCCAUCAAUGGAUCUGAGAUCAUGACUCAGUACUAUGGAGAAAGUGAGAAGGCGUUGUGCGAUGUUUUUUAUUCAGCUAGGCUGGCUGCCCCUGCAGUGGUGUUUAUAGAUGAGUUUGAUGCAAUUGCUCUAUCACGGGAAGAUGGGGGAGAGGACUUGUCAUCUAGAAUGGUCGUAACUCUAUCACAGUUGAUGGAUGAGAUAAAAAGAAUUGAUCACUUGCUUGUGAUUGCUGCUACGAAUCGCCCUGAUAGUAUUGAUCCUGCUUUGAGACGCCCUGGAAGAUUAGAUCAAGAAAUUGAAAUAGGAGUACCGUCUCCAGAGCAGAGGUUUGAGAUACUUUGCACCAUCCUGAGUUCAAAGGCUCAUUCGCUUAGUAAUGCUGAAAUCCAGUCUCUGGCUUUAGCUGCACAUGGGUUUGUAGGCGCUGAUCUGGCUGCACUUUGCAAUGAGGCUGCAAUGAAUGCUCUUCGCCGCUACAUCAGGUCAAAACGAGAAAACCAUGGAAACUCAUUUAUGCAACUUGAAAAAGUAGCUGGUAAGCAGCCAUCUGGUGUCGAAAAGCAAAUAGACUAUUUGUCUUUACCACUCUCCAAAUGUUCUGUUUCUUGUGGAGCUGAUGAAAUGAAAGAAGAGACGCAACUUAAAGUUACCAUCGGAGAUUUCAAGAAGGCGAAGAUGAAAGUGAGGCCCAGCUCCAUGCGAGAGGUAAAGUUUGAACUUCCAUAUGUCUGUUGGGAAGAUGUGGGUGGUCAAACCAAAGUCAAGAAGCAGUUGAUCGAAGCAGUCCAAUGGCCACAAAUAAAUCCAGAAUUAUUCGAGUGCUUAGGGAUUAGUCCUCCCAGAGGAUUACUUAUGAUUGGCCCUCCGGGUUGCAGUAAGACGUUGAUGGCCCGUGCUGUAGCUUCUGAAGCGAAGUUAAAUUUUCUUGCAGUGAAGGGCCCUGAACUUUUCAGCAAAUGGGUUGGGGAUUCAGAGAAAGCAGUAAGAUCAUUGUUUGCAAAGGCUAGAGCAAAUGCUCCAGCAAUUAUAUUCUUUGAUGAGAUAGAUGGACUCGCGGUAACUCGUGGGCGUGAAAAUGACAGCAUUUCUGUCGCUGACAGGGUUGUUAGUCAGUUGCUAGUGGAAAUGGAUGGUUUGGAUCGAAGAGUUGGCAUUACAGUUAUUGCUGCUACAAACCGUCCCGACAAAAUUGAUCAUGCCCUUCUGAGGCCAGGCCGCUUUGACCUGCUACUAAAUGUCCACCCACCUGAUGAAGUAGACCGGGAAGAAAUUUUCGGCAUCCAUAUGCGAAGCAUGCCCCGCGCUGUUGAUGUCGACAUAAAAGAACUUGCUAAUCUUGCAGAAGGCUAUACUGGGGCAGAUAUAAAGCUUGUUUGCAGGGAGGCUGGCAUUGCAGCACUAGAAGAGAGCCUUGAUAUAUCUGAAGCGUCUAUGAGGCAUUUUAAGAUCGCACUCAGUAGGGUACAACCAUCAAAUGUCCAAUUCUAUGAAGAGCUUGCUGCACAGUUUGAGAGGUUUGUUGAUGAUGGAUCGAUCUGAGGUGUAUCUACCUGGGUAACUUACUGUUACUUAUUCUUCAUCCUUCGAGGCAGCCAUUCUUUCUUUUUUCCCCUCUAAUAUUUAAUUAUAUAAUACCUCGUGUGGUAUAGUUGCCCUUUUUUGGCUUUUAUAAAACAAAGUUUUAUAUGGUUGGAUGUGCCGAUAGAUGGACUUUCUACUCUAUCAUCUUUGGGCAGCUUGUAAUGCAAUCCGGCUAAAUGCCGAAAGACAGCCUUUAAAGAAAAAUGUAGAAACGUAAAGAAAAAGCUACUACUAUGCUUUUUCUGUUUUUUUAAUUAAUAUUUUUGGUCGUCAAACAAA
Molecule: messenger RNA, 3649 nt
Organism: Ananas comosus (pineapple)
Lineage: Eukaryota; Viridiplantae; Streptophyta; Magnoliopsida; Poales; Bromeliaceae
Product: calmodulin-interacting protein 111
Exons: 11
Coding region: 428-3328 (966 amino acids)
Cellular component (GO): chloroplast; cytoplasm
Molecular function (GO): ATP binding; ATP hydrolysis activity
Source: RefSeq, a predicted model, not a curated record